CUUCAACAGUCCAAUCCACUCAAAGAGCUUCAACAAGAAUCUUUUUGACAUCACGACUACUCGACGACUACUCACUCCUCGGAAACCUUUGCUCGGACCACCUUCCCACGCCAUUGGCUACUGCAUUAGGCAUAAACAUUUCUGCCUACAUAUUCAACAUGCCUUCCACAUCCCACCUAAGGAUACAAACGCACUUUGAGCCCAUCUCUGCCGAGACGACCCGCACUCCCUUCGUCUCUUCGCCCCCCGCAAAGAAGCAAAGGAUGUCUCUCACCCAGACGUACUACAUCGCCGCCUCUGCCCGCUCCAAGCUGGGCAAGGAGGCCUGCCGCGCCGACCACGACCUCCGCCUGCUCGUCGGCCAUGCCAACCUCCUCGACUCGCUCAUGAUCGAACUCCAGGACGCCGAGAGGCAGCAAGAGGCCUGGUUCCACAGCACCGUCGCCAAGGCACAGAAGUCAGAGGAGCCCCGACACAUCCAGUGGGCCGACAGCAUUCCUGAGGACGACGACGACGAUUCUUCCGACUCCGACUCCGAGUCUGACUACUAUGAUGAGGAGGGCGACUUCGACAUGGUCAUGCCCCGCCGCAUUGCACAAGCACCAGUUCAGAUCAGCACCAUCGAGGUGGACGACGAGGACGACCAGUACGACGACUUGGAGGACGACGAGGGACUCGCUCUUACCCGCGUACCAUCACAAUCACCACCAGAGCUCGUCCACGACGAGGACUCGGACGACGAGUCGCCGCCUACCCCGCCGCAACCCACAAUGGAGUUCUCGGCAAAGGAGGCCAUGCUCACCACAUCCUUCUACGACGAGAAGUCGCAACCGCUGUUCCAAAGCGAAGAGAUCUAUCUGCCCGAAUCAACAGCUCCGCUCAUCACAAGUUACUAAGGCCAACGCCGCCAUGUUGACCUCUUCUUGUCUUUGAUUGAGCAUUUUAGCGAGCGAGUCUUUUUCAGCAUUAUAUCACAUUUUCUUUUGUCUACUGGAUGGAUAUCUGGGAAUUUGCAGCGCGGCCCAUGAGCACGACGCGACGUUAUGGCUACGGAACUACCCAACUCUUUGUUUGGACGGAAUCUAUUGAACCAUGAUGGACGGAACUACAUAGGCUGGUACGAGAUCUCCCGCUCUGAUGGUUGAGACUCCCCCUAGCAAACUGAAAUCAAACACGAUAAUUCUACCAAAACACUCUUACUCCACUUUGUCUCGUGAUGUAGUUUUCCCGUCCCACCCACCAUCAGU
This is a messenger RNA of Paraphaeosphaeria sporulosa, 1247 nucleotides long. RefSeq lists its product as uncharacterized. The transcript has 2 exons. NCBI's taxonomy places the organism in Eukaryota, Fungi, Ascomycota, Dothideomycetes, Pleosporales, Didymosphaeriaceae. Bases 159 to 896 code for a protein of 245 amino acids. The record is from RefSeq and is a predicted model, not a curated record.